GCAGUGGGUGGUGGUGGCGCCAUCUUGCGCGGCGCGGAUUGAAUGAGCGCGCCGAGCCGGGGCCGCCGUCGCGAUCAGAGCAGGCCGCGAGCAGCCGCCGCCAUGGCCUCGCCGUUGCCCAGCCGUGCGGGUGGACCUGCCACCCCCCUGUCGCCUACGCGUCUGUCGCGGCUGCAAGAGAAAGAGGAGCUGCGGGAGCUCAACGACCGCUUGGCGCACUACAUCGACCGCGUCCGCGCGCUCGAACUCGAAAACGACCGUCUGCUGCUCAAGAUCUCCGAGCGCGAGGAGGUGACCACGCGCGAGGUGAGCGGCAUCAAGGCGCUGUACGAGUCCGAGCUGGCUGAUGCCCGGAGGGUCCUGGAUGAGACGGCCUGCGAGCGCGCCCGGCUGCAGAUUGAGAUGGGGAAGCUGAGGGCUGAGCUGGAGGAGGUCACCAAGAGCGCCAAGAAGCGGGAGGGCGAGCUCACAGUGGCCCAGGGCCGCGUGAAGGACCUGGAGUCCCUAUUCCACCGCAGUGAGGGCGAGCUGGCCGCUGCUCUCAGUGACAAGCGCAGCCUGGAAGGCGAGGUGGCCGAGCUGCGGGCGCAGGUGGCCAAGGCAGAGGACGGCCACGCGGUGGCCAAACAGCAGCUGGAGAAGGAGACGCUGAUGCGCGUGGACCUGGAAAACCGCUGCCAGAGCCUGCAGGAGGAGCUGGACUUCCAGAAGAGCGUGUGCGAGGAGGAGGUGCGGGAGUCCCGCAGGCGGCACGAGCGGCGCCUGGUGGAGGUGGACAGCAGCCGGCAGCAGGAGUACGACUUCAAGAUGGCCCAGGCGCUGGAGGAGCUGCGCAGCCAGCACGACCAGCAAGUGCAGCUCUACCGGCAGGAGCUGGAGCAGACCUACCAGGCCAAGCUGGAGAACGCCAGGCUGAGCUCCGACCAGAACGACAAGGCGGCCAGCGCUGCACGCGAGGAGCUGCAGGAGGCGCGCGUGCGCAUGGAGUCCCUCGGCUUCCAGCUCUCCAGCCUCCAGAGCAAGGCGAGCGCCGCCGAGGAGCGCACCCGGGAGUUGGAGGCGGCCCUGGCCGGGGAGCAGGACAAGUUCCGGGCUCUCCUGGCCACCAAGGAGCAGGAGAUGACGCAGAUGCGCGAUGCCAUGCAGCAGCAGCUGGCUGAGUACCAGGAGCUGCUGGACGUGAAGCUGGCCCUGGACGUGGAGAUCAGCGCCUACCGGAAGCUGCUGGAGGGCGAGGAGGAGCGGCUGAAGCUGACGCCCACCCCGUCCUCCCGGGUCACCAUCUCGAGGGCCACCUCAAGCAGCAGCACCAGCAGUGUGUCCACGGCCGGGCGCCCAGGUCGAGGCAAGCGCCGGCGGGUGGAGGUGGAGGAGACGCCGGGCAGCGGCUCCAGCUCCAGUGGCAUCGGCUUGGGCAGCAGCAGCAGCAGUGGCGGCAGCGGCAGCGGCAGCGGCAGCUUCCACCUGGCCCAGCAGGCCUCGGCCACGGGCGGCGUCAGCAUCGAGGAGGUGGACCUGGAGGGCAGGUUCGUGCGGCUCAAGAACCACUCGGACAAGGAUCAGUCCCUGGGGAAUUGGAAGAUCAAGAGGCAGGUCUUCGAGGGCGAUGAGAUUGCCUACAAGUUCACACCCAAGUAUGUCCUGCGGGCCAGCCAGACGGUCACGGUGUGGGCGUCAGGUGCAGGGGUGGCCCACAGUCCCCCUUCAACACUCGUCUGGAAGACCCAGAGCAGCUGGGGCACCGGCAAGAGCUUCCGCACUGUCCUAGUCAACGCCGACGGGGAGGAAGUGGCCGUGAGAGCUGUGAAGCAGACCUCAGCUGUGCAGAAUGGGGAGGAGGACGAGGAGGAGGAGGACGCAGAAUUCGGCGAGGAAGAUCUCUUCCACCAGCAGGGUGACCCUCGGACCCCUGCCAGGGGCUGCCGCCUGAUGUGACCCUGCUGCCCUGGCGCCCUCCCGCAGACCCGGGGGCUGCUUUGCUAUCAUGAAUUUCAUUAGUUCUGGACACAUUUCAGCCGGAUUUUAAGCAAACCACCAGCGCAUAGAGGUGGGGUCUUGAGGGGCUUCCCCGUCAGUGGUGUCCCUGGACUGUCCCUUUGUCACCCCCGUGUGCUGCCCAGACUUUCUGUCCCCCACGCUGCCCCUCGGUGCCCAUUAGGAUGAAUUCCAGGCCCAGGGCCAGGAACCUGGAGACCGAGAGGACAGGGCUGCCAUCAGGGAGUGGGGUGUAAGCUGUGUGAAGCUUUUUCAGAACCAAAAUCAGAAUCCAGGUUCCGACCUGGUGCGGGGUGUCGGGGACACCACGUGUCGUCAUUGGGUGGCACCCGGGGAUCAGGAUUGAAGGGAGCAUCGGGGAGUGGCCUGAGCCCAGACAUCCCUGGUGACUCGGGUCCUGCCGGGCAGGCGGCCCCCUUUCCUGGGCCUCGGUCCUGGAGCCAUCUCCACGGAUCUGGUCCUGGCCCUGCAAGACCCACAGCAGGAGAGGAGGCGGCCUGGGCGGGGCCCUGCCCUUCCAGGCUUUGUCACUGUGACAUGGAGGGGACAAGGCGGCGGGAGGACGUGCAGCUGGUGUCUGGGCCCCCACCACACACCUGGUGGGGCAGCCCUGGGUCCACCUGUGGGAGCUCUGUGCUGCCUGUUGGGUUCCUGCACGUGUGUAGUGAGUGUCACUUCCUCCGUGACUUCCACUGAGGUUACGUCACCCAGCCAGACCCCUGGCCCAGGUGGCCCCACGUGGAGGGCUCCCCUCUGCAGCCCGGUGCUUGGCCCCCACCCCGGCCCUUCCCGCCAUCACCACUGGCCCUGCCACGUAGAUACACAGAAGUUAUUUUUUUAAUGGAUAUUUAUUUUUUUACAUACGUCAGUGUGCAGCUCACCUGGGUGCAGCUCCAGGGGCUCCUGUCAUCCUCCCGGGGGUCACCUGUCCAGGCGCUCUGUAGUCCCUAGUGGCCAGCGUCCUUCAGAAAGUGCAGCUGAGUCUCAGACCGCCCGAGCCGCUGCUUGCUGGCUCCGGAAAGCGGGCUCUUGGGCUCACCCGGCCCGCAUCUGCUCGGCUCUCCCCGGCUCCUGUCCCUGUCCGCUUGCUCUCCUUGGGAACCCUCCUGAUCUCAGAGGUGGCUUCCUCCACCCUGCCCCGUCACCCCUUUGGGCUCCCCGAAUGCCCUUGCUUGGGGGAAGGUGGGGACCGCGCGGGCAGCCAGCGCUGGAGGCCGAUGGUCGGCAGCCCCGGCCAUCGGGUGCUGUCCCGGUCCCGCAGUGGGUGGUGGCCGUGGGGCCGGGGCUCCCCCGGUGCGCACAGCUUGGCUCAGCUCAGCCCCCUGCAGCGCCGCCCGUUCUGGCCCCGCGCCCGCUCCCGCAGCCCGUUUUAACCCAGCACGGCCGGAGCUGCGUGGACACUGCCGACCUGCUCUGGGAACGUGUCUGCCUGGACACCGCCCGCCCGCCCGGCCUGCGAGGGACGCGGGGCUGGGGCUGCGCUCUGGGGGUUUUUAACAUGCAUGCCAAACGUGUGUUCUUUUUUCGCCCCUCGAUUUGUAAUAUACAUUUUAAGACUGGAAACUUUUGUACAACACUCCAAUAAACACUCGGGUUUUAGUCGCUGCUUGUUUAGUGGCUCUGAAAACCGGGAGUAUUUCUGGCGCCAUCACCUUUCUGCACAACAGUUCGCGAUGGUGCCGAAGCGUCGGAUCCGUGUGCGCAUGCGCGGGUUACGAGCUCCGGGGGCGGGGCCUAGGUACUGAAAGCCCUUUCCGGGUGUGCCGCUGGGAUCUCUACUGCGCGUGCGCAUAGAGCCUUGCAAGAGCUUCUGGGCGUUCUACUCGAUUCUCCUAUGGUACUUGGGAUUUCCGGCGUCCAGCGGGUGACCAACAAGUGCUUCCGGAAGUGCACUAGGAUGCUGGGAGUCUCCCGGGCCAAUUUGAAACAUUCGAUCACUCAGGAGCCUGGGAUUGAGAGCGUUUUGGCGGGUGCAGGCAGGCGCGCGGCGCCUGUGGCCUAUUAGCCUGUCCUGUGCAUGCGCAACAAGAACCCGCGCAGCGCCUUCGAGCUGGGCUCAGCAGGGUAUCGCUCUGGUCCCUCCUCUGUCAUCGUAAUGGGUAAGCUGCUCAGGUUGAAUGAAUGUUUACGGCUGCGUGCCAAGCACUGGAAUGGGGUGGGUGGCACGGCAGUCAAUGCAGCCUGAGGCCUGAAGAUGGUACCUUCACACCAGGCCUGGGUUAACUCAGCCACUUGGCAGAACUCAGAAGAAAGAAACAGAGCUGGAGAGGUAGAUCCAUGCCCCGGACUGGAAAAAACGUUUAUUCAUGCAUUGCUAAGCUUUGCUCUCUGUCUCUUUCCUCUUUCUUGUGCUGCGCACGGAGCCCGGAGCUCUGCACCUGCUAGGCCAGCGCUCCCACUGAGCUGCACCCCCAGCCUCCGUGGAUUGGGGUCUCAUGGAUAAGAUACCUACCGGGCCCCCCCUCUGGGUUUCCCUGAGUGCUGGUGAAAUCCAGGGUCCCAUCCACACCCCCGGCCACCCCGGGGUCGCCCACCUGGCAGGAGUCCACCCUGCCCUCCAGGAAGCCGGCGCAGAGCAUGCGGUCGGUGAGGGAGAAGUUGUACAGCGCGCUGCAGGUGUUCUGGUCCACGAUGCCCACGGAUGCCCUCUGCAGGACGUCAGGCUUGGUGGCUGCCAAGAAAGGAGCGCAGGGGGGCGCAGAUCGCCCCAAGAGAAGGCGCCUUCCCUCCCCGUGGAUGCACACACAGGCCCACGGACUCUAUGGGGAGGAGGCAGUGGGUCCCAAAGCCCCAGCAUGGAGUCUUGGGCUGUCUUCUGUCCCCAAAACCUGUACAAAGCCAUCCCGGGGUCUCCAUGGGAACCUGACCUCCUGCCUUGGCUGGGGUCUCUGAAUUGUGUAGGGCAAGGUCAGCCGGCACUUUUUAAAAAAUAUUUUCAGUUUUAUGAGCCACUCAGUCACCUUCCCCACUACACAGCCCAACCCAGAAAGGGGCUGUCACUGAACGUGCACAGGCUGUGCCAAUAAAACUUUAUUUAAACAA
Messenger RNA from Cavia porcellus (domestic guinea pig), 5037 nucleotides. RefSeq names its product lamin-B2. Lineage: Eukaryota; Metazoa; Chordata; Mammalia; Rodentia; Caviidae. Gene Ontology annotation, cellular component: nuclear envelope; nuclear lamina. Bases 43 to 1935 code for a protein of 630 amino acids. The record is from RefSeq and is a predicted model, not a curated record. Gene Ontology annotation, biological process: protein localization to nuclear envelope; nuclear pore localization; nuclear envelope organization. Gene Ontology annotation, molecular function: structural constituent of cytoskeleton. The transcript is spliced from 12 exons.